Bactrocera oleae (olive fruit fly) is the source of this 2831-nucleotide messenger RNA. Its product is annotated as protein DENND6A. Gene Ontology annotation, cellular component: recycling endosome. The record is from RefSeq and is a predicted model, not a curated record. Lineage: Eukaryota; Metazoa; Arthropoda; Insecta; Diptera; Tephritidae. Gene Ontology annotation, molecular function: guanyl-nucleotide exchange factor activity.
UUUUUAAAAAAUCAUAUAACAUAAAAAAAACAUAUAAAUAAAAAAAAUUAUAAUAAAGAAACAAUACAAGUCAUAAUAAAAUAUCAUAGUUUUAUGAUGAAUGUUUUAAAUUAAAUUAGCAAAUAAAAUUUAGUUGCACGUUAUUCAACAGUAUUUGUGUCGUUCCCUGAAAUUUCGUUUCGAACUGCUUUUGUUAGCUAUUUUUAGCGGGUUUAUUUCUGGCAUCCCGCCGUUUUUGACAUCAGCUGUUCGAAAUUUCCUGAUUUUAAUAAUCAGGGAAAGAGAAUAACAGAAAAAUCAGGGAAAAUGAGAGAGUCUCGCAUCAUGUCAUCCUCGUAAUUUCAUCCUUGAUGUUGCUUCGUUCACAAAUAACAGAGAAAUAAAGUAUGAUUGCAUGUUCGACCGUUUAAACGAAAACCAGUUUUUUUGCAUCAUACCAUGUGUUCAUACAAAAAUGACAUGUAAACGCCGCUUAAGACAGAGAAAAAUGUUACCUUUCACACACAGCCUGUGUUUCAUGUUUGUAGGAAUUUCCAAUAUUUAACAAUGAAAUGCACACUUGUGUGUUGUGUAGGUUAAUAUACAUCAGAUUUUUAAAAAAAUUUAAUAAGCUUUCAAAUAAAUAACACACAACAAACAAAAUCAAGCUGAUACUUCAAAAGAAAUUGUAAUUAUAACUAUGAAAACCAAAUCCUACAUUUUAUUAUUAUUGGCUGUUGGCAGCUCUUAAUAUUGGUACUGAAACUUUAUUUCAAUUUUGACAGUAUAUUUUGUUUGAUAGAAACUUGUUCCAUAACACUGGCAAGGAUGACACUGGACACAAAAAUAACCAUAAGUGAAAGUGCAUCGAUAAAUUUGUAAAAUGACAGACAAAUCUAUAUCAACAAAUAAUUUAACUGAUAAUAACGAAUGCUCAAGAGUUACAAGUGAAAUUAAUAUUUGUGAUAACGAUAUUAAUCAUUGGUCAAACUUUUCACAAUGGAUUCAUUGUAUGUGUGUCAUAACAUUUGAUUUGAACAUAGGACAAGCACUUGAAUUUGUUUAUCCACCUCAAUUCGUACCUUCAGAGACAGAAACUGCUAAUAUAUGUUAUAUGGCAUUUCCGGAUUCCAACUCCGGCUGUAUGGGUGACACAAAAUUCCAUAUGCGUCUUCGAAGGAUGCAUAGAGAAAGUUACAACGGAAACUUGAAAAAAAUAUUUCACUCAUAUAACUCGGAUUGUAUAUCUGCUCUCCAUGUAGACGAUUCACAUUAUUGGGGAUUUGUGUAUUUCCGGCAAAAGCGUGAUGCUAAUCUUCCGAGAGGGUAUUUUCAAAAAAGUUUUAUAUUGGUGACGCAUCUUCCGUUUUGUAAUCUCUUCUAUAAUAUUGUGGAUCAACUGGCACCAAAGUACUUUGAAAAUGGCAACUCAAUUAUUAUAGGGGCUUGUGAUCAAAUAAACAGAACAUGGCCCAGGUUACAAGCAGGCGUUUUCUUGGACUUACAGCUGUUUGAUUACAUAUAUCAAAUUAAUAUACCAACGAUAAGUGGUAAAAAGGGCGGAACUGUUGGACAAACAAAUGAUACAAUUAAAAACACUUCAUCCAAUAUUUUCUCUAUGAAAAAUUUGAGUUCUGUUAACGAACUGGAACUAUUUCCAUGUCUAUGUUUCACUUUGGAGAAUUUGUAUACAUUGUGGGAAUUAGUGUUAAUUGCUGAACCUAUUGUAAUUGUUGGAACCUCACCCGCUGAUUGCUCACAUAUGGUGCAUAGUCUUGUUUCGUUAAUAGCUCCAAUUGAAUAUUGCGCUGAGGCACGACCUUAUUUUACAAUACAUGACAGCGAGUUCAGAGAAUACACGAGGGAAUAUGGAAAAACGCCACCUCCUGUAAUACUAGGAGUAACAAAUCCGUUUUUCAUAAAGUUACUCAAGGAUUGGCCGCACAUAUUGCGACUAGUCGAUAAUCAGAUUAACAUGCAGCAACAUCAACAACUUCAAAAAAUUAUUACAAAUUCGGAUUCAAUAACAUCAUUUAAUUCGAGCAGUAUAGGUAAUAUAAAAAAAGGAUUACCUAAUGCAGGCUCCUCUUUGGUACUAAAUUCAAGUGCAGCUAUCAGUGAUGGCGCGCUCCCAGGAUUGUACACGAAAUAUAAACCUUUUCUUAAAAAAGACAAGAAUUUAAUUAAAAAGGUUAUAGCGGGGGUUAAAACAAAACGACCUGAUCAUGUGCAAACAGCAUUAUUGCGCCGAAAUUUACUGGAACUUACGCAAAGUUUUAUGAUACCGCUGGAACGUUAUAUAGCUUCGUUAAUGCCCUUACAGAAAGAUAUAAGUCCUUUUAAGUCCGCACCAAAUGCAAAUGCUUUUAAAUUGGAAGACUUUUUGGCCACUAUUGAGCAUUCUGGACCACAUUUAACCUCGCCUUUAAAAGGUGAUUGGAAGGGAUUGUAUCGUAGAUUCUUCAACUCGCCAAAUUUUCGUGGAUGGUACAAUUCAAGACAUCGUGACCUACAAUUAACCUUACAAGACUUGCAGCUUCAAGCACUUUCGGUAGCGAACCUUGAAAAAUGGGCCCAAGAUAAGCAGGAGGUAGAAAUAAUAGACAUGAUACUUAAAUUAAAACAAAAAAUGAAUCUCUUCACCGAUAACACUAACAAUAGUACCACUCAAGAGCUAAUACGUGCCCAAAUUAAUUGUAUGAAAGAUCUUUUGCCUAAUGACUUAAAAAAUGUGGUUAAUAUUUGAUUUAUAAGCUGCUCAAGUGAAUGGAGCUAAUGUUAUGUGGGUUUUUUUUUUUUUUUACAAAGUUUUUGUUUUAAAUAAAUAUAGGCAAAGUUAACAAAUUUUAAAA